GUCUGGCCUCAUCCAGCCGGAGCGUCCACGCUCCGGCAGAGGGAACGUGUACACACACUCUCGGGACUGGGAAAGUAAGGGUCUGUCUGAGGGCCAGAGCAGGCCCUGGGGCGGAUACCCGGAGCUGGGGGCGUAGUCCACGCCGGGGCGGGGCCUCGCGCGGGAGCCGGGCCAGCCUGCUGGCCCAGACGUGGCGCAUCGGCCGGGUGGUUCUCCUCUGGCUUGCGGGUCUUCUUGGUUGAGGUUUCAAUGCGCAUUCCGUUGCCUCCGCCGCCCCUGCUGCUGCUUCUGGGGGCGCUCGCGGCCGCCGCCACCACCUUCCGGCCUGACUGGAACCGUCUGCACGGCCUGGCCCGAGCCCGGGUAGAGAGCUGUGGGGGAUGACAGUUGAAUCGCCUGAAGGAGGUGAAGGCCUUUGUCACCCAGGACAUCCCAUUCUACCACAACCUGGUAAUGAAACACCUCCCGGGGGCCGACCCAGAGCUUGUGCUGCUGGGCCACCGCAACGAGGAGCUGGAGCGAAUCCCACUCAGCGAAAUGACCCGCGAGGAGAUCAACGCGCUGGUUCAGGAGCUCGGCUUCUACCGCAAGGCGGCGCCGGACGACCCUGUGCCUCUCGAGUACCUGCGGGCGCCCGCUAGGCCCGCCGAAGGCGCUCCGGACCGUCCAGACCUGUAGGUCCGGGAGCGCGGUCCCCCCCCUCCCCCGCCCGCCCCCAUCAAGCCCUAGGGACAGAAUGAAGCGCUCAGCAUCCCGGGAUCACCUCCCUCGCUGAGGGCCGACACCUCGUCCCCGAGCCGGCAGGGAUGGAGUUGCGGGUUCUUCUUAACCCCCUUUAUUCCCCUCCUUCAGCUUCACUAAAUUCCCUUACGUCUUAAAUGA
Molecule: messenger RNA, 882 nt
Organism: Hipposideros armiger (great roundleaf bat)
Lineage: Eukaryota; Metazoa; Chordata; Mammalia; Chiroptera; Hipposideridae
Gene: SELENOM
Product: selenoprotein M
Exons: 5
Cellular component (GO): endoplasmic reticulum lumen
Molecular function (GO): oxidoreductase activity
Source: RefSeq, a predicted model, not a curated record